UUUAUUUAAUUUAUUUAUUUAUUACGUUAUUUUUUAAACGAGCUAUAUAAACAAAGUUCGUAUUCUAAACACGAAAAAUGCAAAUGCAUACGUCAAGAUUAACUUCGAAUCGAGAAUACAUUAUUUGCCAUACACUACGAGAUAGGAAUACGAAAAUUAUUAGAGGUUAUCCACUCCCACAUAAAAUUCGAUAUCCUAUGAAUAGAAUUAUAUGAUGAAUCUUCUUCGUCUCGUCAUUUUUAUUGUUAUAGCCAUUAGAUGUAGAGAAAAUAUUUGACAUUUCACAGAGAACAUGAACGUUGUUCCUUUGAACUUUAGAUCCAGUAACUCAAACGUGAAUCCUCUUUUAUUUCUAUAGUUAUGGGGUAUCGAAAAGGAGAGGUGUUGUAUGAAUCGUUCGUCCUUCGAACGAUGAAAUACGUGCAACGAAAAUUUAUACGAGGGCAACGAGACAGGCCCAGAUUAUUACACUCAUCGCCAACAAAAUCAACACAAUUAGGAAAGACAUUUGCAGAUGAAUAUGGUGAUGAUUGUGCGUCGAUUUAUAUACCAUCAAGUACACUGUGCAGCCUUGAGGAGGAAGAGGAAGAUGAAAUCGUUAAAGAUGAUAAAGACAAUAAAAGACCGUUCAGGUCACAACUUUCUAAAACGCUUCCAGAAAUUCUUGCAGAUAAGGAUGCCCUAGGUUAUUUCAUUCAAUUUAUGGAUACAAGACAUUCGAUAGCUCUUAUCAAGUUUUGGUUAGAAGUUGAAUGUUUAUGCGAAUCAUUUCCCAACUUUCAUCUCAGCGAUGAAAAUAUAGAGAAUUUUAAUUUGAAGAAUGAUUGUACAGCUACUACUACUACUACAAAUACUACUACUACUACUAUUACUAAUACUAAUACUACUAUUGCUACUAUGGAUUCAAGUAGUUUGUCUAAUUCAUUGGACGAUAAUGAUAACUUUAAUUGCAACGUGCUCCAAGGUAAUAUUGAAAAUGAUGCUAGAGAAAAGGGACUGUACAAUGAAAUUGUAAAUACUAACGAUGUUAAAUCAAAUUGUAAUGACACGCCAAAGAUUAAUGAGAUGCUAAGUGAUAUGCGACAAUUAAAUCGCAAGUUGGAGAAUGAUAGAGGAGGCGAUAUGACAAAUACUAGGCAAGAUGCUUUAAGGAUUUAUAAAAAAUAUAUUAUUAAAGAAACAUUAGGUACUAAUAGAAUUCCUGAGGAACUAAAACUAGAUAUAGAAAACGCUCUUAAAUGUAAAAACAUAGAGCCUAUAUUACGGUGCCUAUCUAAUAUUCAAAAUAUUAUAUUUGAUGUUAUCGAAAAGGAAUAUAUUAAUGACUUCCUUAGAAGUGAAUUUCAUUGUAAACAUCAAAUUGAUGUUCUCACCAGCGGAAAUGUACAGUUAGGAGAUAUAUUAUAUAAUGAAACUGCGUUUUUUUAUUUCAUGGAGUUCAUGGAACUCGAAAAUAAACGCGAGCUCUUAGACUUUUGGAUGGCUGCUAUUAAUUUUAAACAAAAUCUUUUGGAAAAGAAAGAUCCGAUUAAUCCUGAGGAAGCACAAUCCGAUGCUCUGAUCAUAUACGACAAAUAUUUUAGUUUGCAAGCAACUACGCCUCUUGGGUUUAACGAUAAAAUACGUUUUGAAGUCGAAGAAAAUAUUUGUCGCGAAGACGGAGAGGGACCAUUACCUGAUUGUUUUGAUAAACCUUGUAAAAUUGUAUAUAAAUUUCUCAAUAAGCACUAUUUACCUACCUUUUUAUCGUCGCAGUUGUAUUAUAAAUACUUAUCGGAACUGAUCAGUACCAUUCAAAGCAAUCCAUGUUCGAGUUAUCAACUUCGAAUAAAAAGAGCGGGUUCUGACUGCAGUAGUGAAGUGAGUUCUAUUAGCAACAGUAUGCAAAGCACCCUGCAGGCAGGGAACAAUACCAAUGGAAUAUUAUCUAAUGCUAAUACUAGUACGAAGACAAGUGCACACAACAAUAUGAAUAUCGAUACAAGACAACUUUACGAUCCUGAUUCUUUAUGGAGACGUAACAAAUAUAGAUUAAGCGUUGGCUACAUCGAUUACUUGGGUAGAUUUAUUACAGAAAUAGAACCUGAUCCUUGCAGAAAAUAUGAAUCACGAUUAGCGCGUGCUGUUAAAAGACUCGUCAAUUUGGAACAAGAUAAGGCAAAAGAAGAAUUAGCAUGGAAAAUAGCGGAAAUGAUCAUUCGCGAUAUUACGUCUUUAACUUUAGGAGCAACAAAUCAUCCAUCUUGAUGGGAUAUACUUUACCAUGUAAAAAUCAUUUUGGAAGCUUUUUAUACAUCACAAAAAAUGCUUAAAAAGGUUAAAAAAAUAUUUUGAAAAAUGUGCCAAAAGUUCAGUGGAAAUUAAGUUACUUUAUAGAUCCGGUUAUAAUUAUUUAAGUUUGAUAUUUUUGAACAAUUUUACGGAGCCCUGCUUAAUUAUUUUCAUUUCUCAAAUCAAGUUUGAUAUUAAUAGAUUAUUAAAAUGAAGUUUUGAUAUACGAUAGGUCUUAUAUGUGAUUUAUAUUUACAAUUAGAUAAUAAUAUGUUAGUACAAUUGUUUUAUUUCAGUUUAUAAAAUAUUUACGAAUACGAAUACGAAUACGAAUACGUACAGAGUACCUAAGAUUUUUCCAAUCAAACUAUGUGUUUGUUUUAUUUUCGUGCAUAGAAUACGUUGACACUGUUUAACUGGAAAAACCUUAGACAUUCUGUAUAAAUCAGAUAAUCAAAGUAAAUUCAUUGUAUAUAAUAUAAUAUCUUUUAAUUACGAAAGUAACAAUUUCAAAAGACAGGAUAGUAUUAUAACAUUCGUUUACUACUUAAUAUUUUAUAUUUUUUCUAUAAAUUUUCUUUAUUACAUGUCACCUUGAUACAUAAUUGUAUAUUGUUCUCUAAGUUAACAGUUAAUAUAUUUACCGGUUAGUGCGUAUCACAGAUAAAACAGCGAAAUAUUGAAUAUUAUACAUAUUUUAAGAAGUGACGUAAUGGAAACAAUGGUACAAGUUAAAUGAAUAUCUCUUUAAAAAGAAUUUGAAGAGUAUAUAUACUCUUGAUUAAAAGAAAAAAAGAAUUUAUCAGAAAAUAAAGUCAAUGAAUGAGAGAGAUUGUUCAUAUUUGUGAAUAUAACUGUAGAUAUAUGUAUCGUGCAAGAGUCGCUGUAGAACCAGCACAAAUUGAACCGCUUAAAAAUGUUUUCAAUUUAACUAAACAUCUUCUUAAAUUAUAAAUAAUACUCCAAUAAUUUGAGGGUAUCAUUUUUAUUUGUGAGAUUAUAUAAAAGUAUUUAUUUUGAAUGUAUAAUUAUUAAGUGUAUAACAAAUUAAUUUCAGUUUAAUGCAUUCUUUUGAACACAUUUAAGAUUUUAAUUACUAUUUAUUUUUAAACGUUUCUUCUUUUUUUUUUUAAAUAUUCUUUUACAAAACACGAAUUUCUUCCUAAUAGUAUUUUAUUGGUGCGAUAUUAUAAUUCUUUUGAUACUACCAGUGACUGUAGUCAAGGGUUAAGCUACAUUCUAUUAAAAAAAAGUAUAGUUAUAAAUUUAAAAAAUAAAAAAAAGAAAUUAAAUUAACACAUCAAUCAAAAAGCAGAGAACUUUAAUUGAAUGUAAAGAAUAUGAUCUGAUUAAUUAAUUGAAAAAUAAUAAGAGAAACUUUUUCUUAGUGUGCUAGUAGCAUAAAUCAAGUUGAUUAAUUGUAUAUGUAUCUGUAAUAUAUAAUAUAAAAUUGAAAGAGAGACAACACAUUCACACAUACACAUGAACAUACAUACAAAUUAAAUAAACGAAUUAAGAAUUAGUUGAUUAGAAUUAAAUAGUAGGUUUAUUUUCGAGUAUACAUAUAUAUAUAUAUAUAAAUUGUACAUUAUGUAUAAGAAAAGGAAAAGAAAGAAGAAUCAUUAAAAUUGAUAAAAGUAUAUGUGCUAUACUUGAAUAAUGUACUGUUGUAAAUGAUAAGCUGAUAGAUCAAAAUUGUGAUUUUAACGAAUAUAACAUAUUUACUGCUGCUUGCUGGUUCCUUUUUAUACUAUAUUUAAUACACAACUAAUUAUUAAUUUUUUUAGAAUAUUGUAAUAAAUAACAAACGUAACAACAACAUUUUUAUAGGACUUACAUUUAUUAAUUAUUUCAAUGAAUGUAAGAUAUUUCUUUUUGCGUGACAAGAGAAAAGAUGUAUAUGUUGAAUUAACAAGAAUAUUAUUAUU
This is a messenger RNA of Polistes dominula (European paper wasp), 4199 nucleotides long. It is a transcript of the gene pkaap, whose product is annotated as A-kinase anchoring protein pkaap. The record is from RefSeq and is a predicted model, not a curated record. Gene Ontology annotation, biological process: intracellular protein localization. NCBI's taxonomy places the organism in Eukaryota, Metazoa, Arthropoda, Insecta, Hymenoptera, Vespidae. Gene Ontology annotation, molecular function: protein kinase A binding. Gene Ontology annotation, cellular component: mitochondrion; plasma membrane.